AUGAAAGGUAAGAAAUUUAUAUUAUUAUUUGGGAUAAUUUUAUACAUCAUCUAUGGAAGAAUAAUUCAUUCUCUAAUGAUUGGAGAACAAAGAACUUAUCAAAAUAUUGAAGAUUAAAUUGUUAUAAUUACAGGAGCAUCAACUGGAAUAGGAAUGGAAGCAGCUAGAGAAUUUGCAAAAUUAUAAGCUACUGUUAUUUUUGCAUGUAGAGAUAAAGAAUCAACAGAAAAUAUAAUUAAUGAAUUAAUCUAAUCAACUAAAAAUAAUAAAUUAUACUUCAUUUAAUUAGACUUAGAAUAAACAAACAGUAUAAUCUCUUUUGUUGAACAAUUUAAAAAACAGUUUAAAUAUUUGAACAUACUUAUUAAUAAUGCAGGCAUUGCAGAUUUUGAUAUAGAAUAUGUAAGUGGAAUUGAAAAAAUAGUAAAAGUCAAUUAAAUAGGUUGGGUCUUAUUGACUCAUUAACUUAUUGAUUAUUUUAAUGAGAGAGGCAGAAUAAUUAAUAUAGUUAGUCAUAUGUACACUUGGAUUUAAGAAAAAGUAGACAUAUUAAAAGCAUUCAAAGGUGACUUAAAUUAUAGAUAUGCUAUCAGUCAAUAUUUCAAGGUCUCUUCAUCUUUAUAUUUAUAAUAAUUAUUAAAAGAAUAAAACAAAGAUAUAAAAGUAUUAUUAGUGGCACCUGGAGCUGUAAAUACAGAAAUCUAUGAAAAGAGUUUAAAAAAUUAAUUUAUCCUUAGAUCAUUAGCCAUGGUGAUGAAAUUUAUUAUGGCUCCAUUUUUUUUAAGUCCAAAUGAAGCUAGUUAAACAUAUUUAUAUGCAGCUCUUAGAACUUAUGAUUAAAUCAGAGAUGAAGAAUUAUAUAAUUUUAAUAAAGUGGGAAAACUUAAUUAAGAUAUGAUUCAAUUUAAUUAAGGUUAAGAAAUAUAUGAAACUAGUUUGAAAUUAGGAUUUAAAGAUAUAGAACUACCUAAAAUAAAAAAAAUUAAAUUAAAUUACAAAUAAUUUGGAAAUAAUCAAAAAUCUUCAUGGCCUGAAUGCUUUGGAAAAACUGUUUAAUAAGCAAUUUUAAUAAUAAAAAAAGAUGGGCCUAAUUUGUUGAUUUAAGUAUUACCUGAAGGUUCCAUUGUAACUAUGGAUUAUAGAAGAGAUCGAGUUAGAAUUUUUCAUAAUUCAUAAGGGAUUGUAAUUUAAGUUCCUUCUAUUGGAUGA
Molecule: messenger RNA, 1209 nt
Organism: Paramecium pentaurelia
Lineage: Eukaryota; Ciliophora; Oligohymenophorea; Peniculida; Parameciidae
Source: the annotation of a GenBank genome assembly